Molecule: messenger RNA, 2088 nt
Organism: Kwoniella shivajii
Lineage: Eukaryota; Fungi; Basidiomycota; Tremellomycetes; Tremellales; Cryptococcaceae
Exons: 2
Coding region: 1-2088 (695 amino acids)
Source: RefSeq, a predicted model, not a curated record
AUGCAAGCACUUCGAACUCUCCCUAUCCUCAACAGACCCUCACGACCUUCAUCUCCCGCACCUCCCACCGUUCAAUCCACCACGGUGUCAGGCACUGCCAUGGCACCCACUGGAGACGGAAAGCCACGAUCUCGUUCCCUCAGUCGACAAGUAGCUGACAAAGUAUCCUCCUUACAAAUCUCAAAUGGGAACGGAGUAGCUCAACCUGCUUCCACUAUCACUUCGUCUCAGCCUUUGGGAGUCGCAAAGAACGGUCACUCCCCUCCUGGAAGUAGGCCUGUCACCCCUCGUAGCUCUGCCUCGCCGCUCCCUGGCGCGACAGCUCCUGCUGCCACAGUUCCCGAGCCCGCUGGGCUUCAAUCCAAACAUAUGGAUGUAAUCGGCUUGAGACUCAAUGAAGUAGUCAAUAAGGCGUGUGCUGGAGUGGAUUUUAAGGCUAAGAAGGGCUUUAAGAAAGGUAAUGGGUGGUCAGUAGGCGAAGCUGUAGUCAAUGAGCUUCCGAUCCCUCCUUCUGAUGCUUAUCUCAUCCGAGCCGUACUCCGUACUGCUGUCAAAGCAUUGUCCAUCUACACCACUAGACUGGAGACUUAUCUUCUCCCUGCAUUGACCGAUCCAGCCUUCGCCGCUGCGCUCAAUACCAACGCACAAGCACAUACUGCCCAUCCUUUCAACCCUAUUCAAUACUUCGCUGUUUCAGUAGCGCAUACAGCCUGGGAAACAUGCGAGGUCCUGGAACAGACCUUGGAGACCGGUAAAUGGCCUCGAUUCGUUCAAGAAACCCUCCGACCCGUCAUGGAUAAGCUGGACUUGGUUGUCAGCAAGGUUGUCCAACCUCUCAUGCUUGCAAUCAAGCGUGACCUUGUGGCGAGUCUGUCGAGAAACGAAGGCACUUCUCCUGCUGGUAGCAAGGUUGUUGGUCUCGCCUCAAUCCCUGCUCCCACCACCUCUCCCUCCCCGAGUGUGACUAGAGAGCAUUCGGCUCCGCCUGUCUCACGACUUACCAAAGAACUGUCAUCUGGCGGAACAUCUCGACAACUCGCUAUUCCUCCUUGUUUACAACAUUUUGCGAAUCGCGUUGACGGUGCCAGAAAAGUCUUCGAGCACGUAGCCGCACGAUGUGCUGAUGACGGCGAAGGCUGGAUUACUGGAGUCAUGGUCGCAGUGAUCUGGAAAGGGAUGUGUAUUGUCUCUGAAAAAGAAAUAGGCGGGCCAAUCAACCGACCUCCCAGUCCGGGGAGCGUCGCGAAAGCUUUAGCUGGAUUAGGCAAGGACAAAGAAGCCACUCCGUCCGUUGUAGCCCAUCCUUCCCUGGGAGGAGUCACGGCUAAACUCACAUCAUCACUGUCGAUCAUUCCUUCUCGAUCACAAUCAAGACCGCCUUCUCCACCUCGUGGAGCACAGAAACUUCACUCAGCAACCCACGCACUCUUGUCUCUCGAAGGACUUGUCAAGAGGCUCGUAGGUGGUUUGGUUCAAGCCCCCACAGCCCCAGGUGCAAGUGCAUCGCAGGAUCCCAACGCGACAGAACACAUUGCCAGAGAAGCUUUGCACGAAGCUUUAGAAGCAUUAUCGUCUUUCCGGGUCAUCUCCAACGCAAUGUAUAAAGGAGCUUCGUGCUCUUCAAGACUGUUGGCCAGUGCCAGGAGACUGAGGGAUGAUAUCGACGAUCCCGUUGAGGAAUCAUUGGAUGACGCAAUGGAAGAUUUACCAGCUGUUACCUUGUUUACCAUUCUACUUCGUCAAGCCAAUAUUGCCCUAUCGACUCUACCGGUAACGGAUGCAGAUGAAAAAUCAGUCUACUCCGGAACGAUGAAAAUCCGUACACCUGCAGAAAUAUGGGGAUGGACCACAGCCGAGUAUGAAAGACAAGUAUUAUCCGGAUUUUCAGCUGCUGAAGAGUGGGGUAGAAGAUAUGCUUUAGCUAUCAAACCUGAUAUCGAAAAGGUAACUAGUCAGCUUGCAGCCCAAUACACAUCUGGAAUCGGUGAAAAACCAAACAGAGAGAUCUUGGAAGCUGUUGAAUGGGUGAAAACUCUGGGCGUCACUUGUGAAGCUAGAGUUGGGGUCAAGAUUGGUGGAUGUAAUUGA